UGUGUAGGGGAGGGCUUGGGCAGGUGACUGGUUGGAAAACAUCACUACCUUGUCUGACGGAAGGCGGGGGGGGGGACUUUAAAACAGACCUGCCUGAGUGAUAUGAAUUUCUUAUACAGACCGUUAAGAAGCAGGAGGACAGACAUGAGGGACUACGGCUGGAACAAUUUCAAGGAUUUGAUUUUCAGAAAUCCUGCUGUUGUCGACCAGGACCCCCACGUGAAUGACGGUGAUGAGAACACUGAGCGUGGAAACUGGGCCAACAAGAAGGAGUACAUCCUCUCUACGAUCGGCUAUGCUGUUGGACUGGGAAACAUUUGGAGAUUUCCAUAUUUGGCCUACAAGAAUGGAGGGGGUGCCUUUCUCAUCCCCUACUUUGUGAUGUUAGUGGUGACAGGAAUUCCUCUUUUCUUUCUGGAAAGUGCCUUUGGUCAGUUUUGCAGCCAAGGUCCAAUUAACAUAUGGAGAGCUGUUCCACUGCUGCAGGGUGUUGGCAUUGCCAUGGUUACGGUUACUCUAAUAGUAUCAGUUUACUACAACGUCAUCAUCGCCUACAGCCUGUACUACAUGUUUGCCUCCUUCCAGUCUCCUCUGCCCUGGUCCAGCUGCUUCAGCUGGGCUGACAGUAACUGCAGCAACACGCCUACAGUGUAUUGCAAUCAAAGUGGUAUUUUAGUGGCCAACUGGACUCAGCAAAACAGCACUUGUCCUUCAUCCAACAUGAUCACAGUUCCAGUCCAGAGCCCGAGCGAACAAUACUGGGACCGUGUGGCUCUGCAGAGAUCCAGUGGUCUGGAUGAAACAGGACCAGUGGUUUGGCACUUGGCCCUCUGUCUGCUGCUCAGCUCUAUGAUUGUUGCUGCAGCCCUCAUCAGAGGCAUCAAGUCAUCAGGCAAAGUAGUGUAUUUCACAGCUACAUUUCCUUACGUGGUGAUUCUGAUCCUGCUGAUCAGAGGUUUGACACUAGAGGGAGCCAGAGAUGGCAUAGAGUUCUACAUUGGUUCCCAAUCCAAUUUGACUAAAUUGACCGAAGCACAGGUGUGGAAAGAUGCAGCUACUCAGACCUUCUACUCUCUUUCGAUUGGUUGGGGUGGAGUCAUGACUCUUGCCUCCUACAACAGUUUCCACAACAAUGUGUUCAAAGACUCAUUUGUUGUAACACUUACAAAUGCUGGUACCAGUGUUUUUGCAGGUUUUGCCAUAUUUUCAAUCUUGGGCCACAUGGCUAACAUUUACAAAAUGCCUGUUGGAGAGGUGGUGAAGGAAGGAUUUGGCCUGGCGUUCAUUGCCUAUCCAGAUGCUCUGUCCAAGCUUCCUAUUUCCCCUCUGUGGUCCAUUUUGUUCUUCUUCAUGCUUUUGACUGUUGGUCUGGACUCCCAGUUUGCAGGAAUAGAGGUAAUCACCACCUGUCUGGUCGAUGCCUUCCCUAAAAUCUUAAAAUCCAGACGUGCUCUACUGACUAUAACAACAUGUUCCAUCCUCUACCUCCUGGGUCUACCAUGUGUUACAAAGGCAGGAAUAUACUGGGUGACUCUAAUUGACCAGUUUGUUGCCAGCUGGGUGUUGUUAUUUUUGGCUCUCUUGGAGAUCAUUGGUGUCUGCUACAUAUAUGGAGGGAACCGUUUUAUUAAAGACAUUGAGAUGAUGCUUGGAAAUAAAAGCUUCUCCUUCUGGCUGUGGUGGAGAGCAUGUUGGUUCUUCCUCAGCCCCUGCAUCAUAGUGGUGAUCCUGGUUUGGUCUCUGAUGACCUUUACACCACCGUCCUACGGAGCAGUCCAGUUCCCAGACUGGGGAUUGGCUCUGGGCUGGUGCAUGGCUGUAUUUAUCCUCCUCUGGAUCCCUGUCAUCGCUGUGUAUAAGCUGAUGAGAGCUCAUGGAAGCCCUUGGAAGCGUCUGAAGUCAUUGUGCUCUCCAGCUGAAGAAUGGCAUCCCUACCUGGACAUCCAUCGAGGAGAACGCUACUCAGAAGAACGCUGCCGCCACAGGAUGUACAGUAAAAACAAACCAGAAGUAAAUGUAAAUGUAAUCUCUAGCUCAUGGCUCUGAUGUUUGUGUUCUGUGUGUUUACCUGUCAUAUUCCUCCUUUUAGUGAAGCAGUGUAAUCUGUGAGCACCUUGUACUGAGCUAAGUUAAAGUUGCAUUGAGUGAUUUUGUACCUGCAGGAGACGCAGAGCGUCGAUAUUCACUUAAUACUCAUCUGGUAUUUCAGCAGAUAAAGAGUGAGAUGGGAAUCCCAUCUGAGGCUUCUUCCUUCAGGGAAUAAUAUCUGAGUCUCUUUGACUCUCCCCACCAGCUAUGUUUUUUUGUCUGCUGUCCGGGCAGCAGACAACAAACUUGUGUGAGGUGUUUACAGUAAAUGGAACAGAGCCAUUUAAGACCACACGGACCAAUGAGCGAGAAGUGGCUUUAAGCUACUUCUAGCUCAUUAAUAAUAGCAAUUCCUUCAUUUCAUUCCACAUAAAUAUCAAGUGUUGGUUAAUGGGGCUUUGGAGUCAGGGGUUGUUUCUUAUUUUGUCAUGUAUUGACUUUUUAUUUAUUUUGUUUUCUCUUUUAGUAGUUAGCGUUUCAGUAAUCAAGCUUGUCUGUCCUGUCAGUUAACUACAGCACAUCCUCUGUUCCACCCCUUUGAUGUCCUACAAUAAAUCUCUUAUUUCUGCAACUUU
Messenger RNA from Scatophagus argus, 2663 nucleotides. RefSeq names its product solute carrier family 6 member 14 (gene slc6a14). The transcript has 15 exons. Gene Ontology annotation, molecular function: L-proline transmembrane transporter activity. The record is from RefSeq and is a predicted model, not a curated record. Gene Ontology annotation, biological process: sodium ion transmembrane transport. NCBI's taxonomy places the organism in Eukaryota, Metazoa, Chordata, Actinopteri, Scatophagidae. Bases 103 to 2046 code for a protein of 647 amino acids. Gene Ontology annotation, cellular component: membrane.